Messenger RNA from Conger conger (European conger), 5434 nucleotides. RefSeq names its product adhesion G protein-coupled receptor D2 (gene adgrd2). Gene Ontology annotation, cellular component: membrane. Gene Ontology annotation, molecular function: G protein-coupled receptor activity. Bases 201 to 3380 code for a protein of 1059 amino acids. Gene Ontology annotation, biological process: adenylate cyclase-activating G protein-coupled receptor signaling pathway; cell surface receptor signaling pathway. The record is from RefSeq and is a predicted model, not a curated record. Lineage: Eukaryota; Metazoa; Chordata; Actinopteri; Anguilliformes; Congridae. The transcript has 26 exons.
UUUGCCAGUCGGGGCAGUGGGUCCUGCAGAGUGGGAAAAUGAGGGUGGAGGAGGAGUGGAGGACUGUGCUCUGACCGUGGACGUACCUGAGGGACCUGACCGAGGCUGUGGAUGCUGGACGCUCGACGCGCUACACGCCGGACAAGCCCUGGAGGACUCCAGAUCUUCCUCAGCUCUUUCUGAAACACCAACUGCUAACCAUGUCAGGAGUCUGGCUGAAAAUUGCCUUUGUGGUGAAUUUCUUUGUGGUGCUCUGCAGCUGUGAACCCGUGCAGUCUUGGACGGACAGAGGUGCAGAUGAGUCCCACGCAACUCUCCAGACCCUGGAGACAGUGUUCCAGCUGAUCAACAUCUCCCUGGACUUCUGGCAGGCUGAACGUUUCUGUCUGGUGCAGUUCGGUACUCUGGCCACUAUGGGGCGCAACAGGGAGGAGAACGGCACUCUGAAGCUGCUGAGGGAGGCAGGGCUGGACAGGCCUGUGUGGGUCAGAGACCCCGAUAGGCCAACCAGGAGUUUGCGGACACUCUCCAAACAGUACGUGUCUCUGACCGCCCUGACCUUCCCCUUGGAGGCUCAAGAGGGCUUCGCCCGUCUCGACCUGCAGUUCCAGCCCCUGUCGGCCAUCAGCGUGUGCGUCCGGGUGCUGUGGGACCCUCGCCACGCCCAGGUGUCCACAGUCUUCAGCUACGCGGCUCCGGUCUUCACCAACGAGUUCCAGCUGAGGGGUCGCGUGGACACGGCGGGGCGUGUCCUGCUGGCACUCAUCGUGCACGGCCAGCACCGCCCCUACAAGGCCUCCUUCCCCAACGAUGGCGGGUGGCACCAGCUUUGCGUCACCUGGCGCAAACGGGAUGGCUACUGGGCCAUCUACGUGGACGGGGAGAGGCGGGAUGCCGGGUCCGGAGGGGACACGCCCAGGGACAUCCACGGGGAGGGCAUAUUCAUCAUCGGGCAGGACCAGGACUCGUUCGGGGGAGACUUCACCGAGCCCUUUGUGGGUAAUGUUACGGAUCUGAGGAUUUGGGACACGGUGCUAGGGGAGAGACAGGUCGUGGAGCUCGGCACCUGCUCUCAACUGACCCCAGACCCACUGUUUGCAUGGAGCACCAGCAACAUGACCCUCCACCCCGAUGUGAGACUGAUCCCAGUUCAGCUGCUCUGCCCAGCAGUCUACAGGCAGACAAAAGCCAAACACUGCCAGGCCCUUUCCUCCAGGCAGCUAUCCCGCUACACCUAUGUCCCCUGCACAGACACACUGCCCUUUGUCUGCACCACCAGCACGGAACGCUUCACAAAGAUACAGGAGCUGAACGAAGCGCACAAUGGGAAGCCAAGUCCCUUCAUGCAGCACCUGAUGCAGCUUUCCAACAGCACCCUGACACAGGUAACAGAGGGGCUGGUCCCUGACGAGCCUCAGGAGCUGACCUGGGGUCAGGUAUCCGGCCUGCUCAACGUUUCCAGUCAGGCCUUGGAAGAGUCGCCGACUGACCUGGAACCUUCCGACAUGCUUCACCUGGUCCAGUUCCUGGCCCGCGCUGCGCAGGUCCCGACGCAGUCGAACGAGAGCCACGAUGCCGCGGCCGUCACUCAGCACUUCGUGACCGUGGCAGACAGGAUAGUCAGUCAGGAGAACGCUCCCACAUGGCACGCUAUUACACAGGUUGUAAAUGGACCGAUGGCAGUAGUAGAGAGCAUUGACAGGAUGGUGACCAAUCUACAACCUCUGAUGAUGGCUGAGAGUGACACGCUUCUGAUCCAGACAGACAAUAUCAAGCUGACUGUCCAACAGAAGAGUUUGGGAGGUGACACCAGUGGUUCUGAGUUCUGUGGACUUGAAUUUGAAAAUGACACCGGCCUCGACUGCAUCUCAGUCCCAACCCAAGAUAUGCAGACUCUUCAUGAUAUUGGUUUCCGGAAGGUUACCCUGAUGAACACUUGGUAUGGUUCUCUGCGGCCGCUGUUUCAGACCCAGAGCAACACCACCCUGUUUCCUGCUGUCACUGACGGUACUCAGAAGUAUAUGGGGACAGUACUGGGGUCUUCUGUCAUCUCCAGCACGGUGCUUGGGGAUGGCCAGCCUGUCAGCAUGGCGGUUCACUUCCAGCUCCAGCACAGACCUGAGAGCAUUCCUGGGACAGCAUAUGACCCUGUGUGUGCAUUCUGGGAUUUCAGUCUCACGCCGGACGUAGGAGGAGGUUGGUCCACAGAGGGGUGCCACGUCAUUUCCACCCGCAGGAGCUCCACUUCCUGUUACUGCAACCACACCACUAACUUUGCUCUGCUUCUGCAAGUCUAUGAAGUUCAGAGGAGUCCAGAGGACCAGAGUGCCCUGCAGGUCCUGACUCUCAUUGGCUGUGGAGUGUCUCUGUGUGGCCUCAUCCUUACCUUCAUCCUCUUCGUAGCUGUGGGCGUGCCCAAAUCAGACCGGAACACAGUCCAUAAGAACCUCAUUGUGGCGCUGGGCACUGCUGAACUGCUCCUGAUGUGCAGUGAUUCUGCAGCACCCCACCAGGAGGUGUGCCUGGUGGUGACAGCAGGCCUGCACCUGUUCUUCAUGGCUUCCUUUACCUGGAUGCUGGUGGAAGGCCUGCUGCUGUGGAGCAAGGUGGUGGCUGUCAACAUGAACGAGGACCGCAGGAUGAGGCUGUAUUAUCUAAUUGGCUGGGGUGUCCCAGUUGUCAUUGUCAUUGUGACCUUGACAGUUUCUUUUGACAAGUACAAAGCUGACAAUUACUGCUGGCUCAAUGUUCAGACUGAUAUCAUUUGGGCCUUUGUUGGCCCCGUACUUUUUGUUCUGGCGGUCAAUGCAGUGGUAUUAUGUCGGGUUGUCAUGGUUACAGUGUCAAGUGCUCGACGGCGUGCAAAGAUGCUCACGCCAAGUUCCUCUUCCCAAAUACAUGCAUUGGAUCUCACUUGGGCUGCGACCCGGCCCGUUCUGAUCUUGUUACCGGUUCUGGGUCUCACCUGGCUGUGCGGAGUUCUGGUGCACCUGUCCACAGUCUUGGCCUACCUGUUCAUCGCACUCAAUGCUUUCCAGGGCCUCUAUAUCUUUCUAGUGUAUGCUGUUUACAACAGUGAGGUGAGGAAUGCCAUAAGGAGGAUCAAAGAAAAGAGGAAGGCAUUGUCCUUUACGAACUGCUCCCAGCCAAUCAGCUUCCUUCCAUCGCAGAAAACGGCUGCUGCCUCCUGGACCCACAGUGCCCGGGCGACAUCCAGCCCAGAGACCAGCGAUACCUCCGCUCCAGGCAGCACCUCCUGCAGCUCCCUGGUCAUUAAGAACGAGAGUUUCAGGAAAGAGAGCUUUGUGAGCUUCUCCUUGAAACCGGCUGCAGAAAAUCAGGUGGUUCAACUGACAGCCUUCAAGCCAUCAGGUUGCUAACUCCAUCCACUGAACAGACAAAGACAUGUGCUCUGUGAAGUGCAGAGUGACAGACACAUGCAGUAUAUGUUCCCUACCACACACAAAGAAACAACAUACAGCUAUAGAAUGGUGAUUGGUUAUAUGUGGGUACACACAGGAAGUAUUAAGGAGAUUAAGAAGAGGAUGCCCCCCAUAACCCCCCCCACUCCCCACCCCAACCCUCUAUCCUCCUGUGUUCCAGUUUUCAGUUCCCAGGGUCAAGACUCACCUGUUGUUUGGGAAAUGGACGUUCCACUGAGCCAACGAUUUUAAACACUGGCUUCAAUCUCCAAACAUCACGGCAAUUCCUGUUUAAUGAAAAAAGUCAUGGGAAAAAAGAACUGCGCCUUCUACUGUUAUUUGUAUGCUCAUUUUGGUAUUUGUUGUAAGAGUCAUGUACUGUACAGUAGUAUUGUUGCAAUUAAACCAAUCAAUCUUCUCGUAUCUGUUUGCAAAUCAUGUCUUUUUAGCAUAUGACCAGACAAUAUGAUUGUCAGCAUGUGUAUUUGUCAGUCAGAUAUAAAAUAUAAAUCUCUGUCCCUUGGGAUUGAGAUUCCUCCCUUGAACUUUAAUGUUGCCCACAACUAUUCUGCUCAGCUGCUACACUCAUUGGACAAGGCCUACAAGCUCUCUGACCAAUCAGGGCUACUCUGGGAUGUAAUGUUUUUUUCAGCCUGUUCCCCAGCAACCUAUACUGCAUUUACCAACAAGUCUUGCUAAAACACACUGCUCAGUUCCAUACAGACACAGAAUUUUAGGUCAGUUCAACUGCGUGUCUGUUAAUGUUGCCAUGAGCAUGUUCCUUCCUCUGCUGAAGGAAGGCACAUGCUCAUUUGUUUGUUUACCUUACGUUACACUGUAUUUAACCUUCAAUAUACACUACACUGUAUAUAUGCACACAUGCAUACAAUGUUGGGGAGUUGGUUUACUAUGUGUAGUUAUAUGUGUAGUUAAACUAUUAGUUUACAUACAUUUUGCAGCAGUUCCCUGAUAGUUAAACAUUCAAAUGUGUGUACUGUUGGCCCGAAAAUAUAGAUUUUUCCAAAACCCUUUGACCAAAUGUCACCUCCUCUUUCUCUUUUCCCUGUAAUCAUGAUUGGUGAGAAGCACUGCAUUCCACUACAGUUGCCAAUGCCAGUUGCCACACAUCGCUGGUUCUGCCCACUGAGUGGUAUAAAGGUCAUCAUUCACACAUGCAUCAUGUCUGGGGAACAUGCAAUGAUCAUGUUUUGAGUAAUUGUAGUUUUGCAAGUUACAUUUGUCUUUAGGGUAGCUUUGUCAGGGUAGUUCAACUACUUUUAGUGUGAAGUAUUUGUAAGUUUGUAUAACUAUUUCAGAAUAGUUUCACCAACACUGUACACACAUAUAUGCACACGCACACACACAAUGUAUAAUUUUAUGCUUAGUACAUUGCGCUAGAAUUUUAUUGGGGGUUUGGUUUUGUGGUCAUACACUGGCCCCCAUUUCCCUGUGGUCCUGUGCGGUAAACUCUUUGGUGGUUCUGCUAUCUGGAGAUCUUUGUACACGUCCAGUUGGCUUGUAAAUAAUGUGCUUCCUCUUUUUUAAACACAGAAUUUUAUAAAACAUGUUUUUGUUUUACUGGCUACUUUAUUGUGCUACUUUGUGUACAAUCCGCAUGGGAAAGAUGGCCCUUAGAUAAAUGUGUACAUAUAGUACCUGACCAUUCUUUGCGACCAGGGUCUUCAUUUCUUUAUUUUUGAUUCAUUGAUGAUUGAGUUGGGUGGAGCUUAUCCUCCUAUUCACCAUCAUGUAACAGGCAACAACAGUCAUGUGACUUUGACUACCCGUGUUCAGUGACAAUAACUGGUGCAUUAUGUCAUCACACGAGUAAAAUACAUCAGAGGACACACGUACUGUAGCACAGUUGUCAGUGUUUCCAGAAUUUCUUCCCAGUGUUGGAAAAAGAGUUAUAUUUUUAUUUAAAUAAAAUGAAAAUGAUUGACACAUGUAUAUAUUUACUAAAUUGCAUUUAUUGAUUUCAAACUAUUACAAUAAAAUACAGUUGAAACACA